AUCCUCAUUCAACCGGCAAGGAAACGGCGAAAAUGGUAAUAAAUAUUCGAUUUGUAGUGGGUAUGAUUUGAAAAGAUUCACCGGCGAACACUACCAAUCUCUCCCCCCUCGACGACGAUCUCUUGCUCCGUGCUUUUUUUCUUUGGGCCUGCGUCAUUGUUGUUUGUUACAGCGAUUGAGGCACGCAGUGGAGCUUCUUGUGUUUCUUGAUCGCGCUUUUCUUUCUUCGCCAUGCAAGAUUUAGGUUUUUGUUGGUUGACUGCGCGUUUUGCCUUUCUCCGGUGACUUUUCUCCUUUUUUUUUUUUAACGGAUAAAGAUUCAAAUAUCUUCGCGUGAUUAACUGUCUUUAUAUGUGAAAUAUUCUCUUGUUAUUCAGGCUGGAGCCUUUUAAAAUCUUUUGGAGAAACCUAAAAAGUGUAUGCAAAAUAUGUGUUUUCUGUUUUCUUUUAGAAUUUUCGGAUGUUCUGUUCAUUAAAUGUUAGGAAGGAUAAGUCGGUGUGCCUUUACUCUUGUUGACUCUUUUAAAACUGGAGCUGUAGGUCUCACAACUCGCAAAUAACACUUAGCAAUCUAAGGAAAUGGACAAGUUACUUUGGAUUAGUAUUUUUUACCCAAGGUCACAAUGUUAUAUCCAGUGUAAUUUCUGAUAGUUUGCAUAUUAUGCACACUUGUUUUUUAGUGAAAAUGUUGUUUGCCAUUUCUUGGCACUUUGUAAAUUAAAUUGUAGAAUUACCCAAACUUUCUUUGUUGAUCUUGUAAUUUGCUUCGUAGAUAACUAUGUUAGUUGUUGCAGGCACUCAUAUCAUUUUGUUGACUGAUGGACUCGUAUGGUUCUUCAUCAACUAGCAACAAUAGAGUUCGUGUGCUUGAGAGUUGUCUUAGACACAUCCUUGUCGAGAUAAAACCAUCGGAAAGUGAUCGAGUCGAAUGGCUCAAUGAGAUUAAUCAAUUGAAAGAUUGUCUUCGAGGUUUGGUACCCUUUCGAGGUGAUGUGCCACUAGUGAAGCCCUUUGGUUCAUUUGUGUCCAACCUUUACACCAAAUGGGGUGAUAUAGAUGUUUCAGUUCAAAUCGACGACGACGAUGUGAAAAGAAUUUGUCUCUGGCAAAUAAAGCUUGAAUUGCAAAGAACUAGUCUUGCUAGGUCUGUUGAGUACAUUCCAAAUGCAAGAGUUCCUCUGCUUAAAUACGUUAGCAGGCAGCAUAAUAUUUCUUUUGAUGUCUGCAUUAAUAAUCAUCUUGGUGUGAUGAAGUCCAACUUUCUCAAAUGGUUAUCUGAAAUAGAUGACCGUUUCCAUGACAUGGUUUUAGUGCUGAAGGAGUGGGCUAAAGCACAAGAUAUUAAUGAUCCGAAGUCUGGGAGUUUAAGUUCAUAUGCCCUAUGUUUGUUGGUUAUCUUCCAUUUUCAGACUUGCGAACCACCAAUUUUCCCACCACUGCGAGCAAUAAUUAACGAAGAAAGAAUUUCUAAUUGAGGAUGGAGUAGAUUCUCUGAGAGUCAUUUUGAGGAUGUGUGUUCUGCAAAUAUACAGAGGUUCACAUCUAGCAGACUUAGAAACCAAAGCUCUCUUGCUCAACUUUUGCUUUCCUUUUUUGACAAGUUUUCAGAUAUUAGAACUUUUGGUUCGGAUUAUAGCAUCUCUACAUAUGAAGGGCGACAAAUCAGCCGUCGUUUUUAUAGGUCGCCGCCCCUGAUU
Molecule: messenger RNA, 1697 nt
Organism: Zingiber officinale
Lineage: Eukaryota; Viridiplantae; Streptophyta; Magnoliopsida; Zingiberales; Zingiberaceae
Product: protein HESO1-like
Exons: 7
Coding region: 819-1475 (218 amino acids)
Molecular function (GO): RNA uridylyltransferase activity
Source: RefSeq, a predicted model, not a curated record